AUGAAAAACCUGGUAUACCACCAGAAAAUCGGAUUCCUCACACGCGACCAUGUACUCAACUCAGAAUCUUUUUGUCGAUACAGAGCGGGGAGCUACAAACUCGACAAACGUGACACGCUGCAUAAUGUUAUCAUCAGAUUCUAUCUAAACGAUGUUCACCGGCUUAGUAUGGGACCUACGAAGGGAACAACACUUGUACUACAAAAUCAGGAUAUCGUGAUGCAUAGCGUCAUACGUCGACCAGGAAGAGAUAGUUUCGCCUUCAGUCCGGCUCCGGCUUCAAAGCCGACGGCAGGAAAACCGCCAUGA
This is a messenger RNA of Cooperia oncophora, 309 nucleotides long. The record is from the annotation of a GenBank genome assembly. Lineage: Eukaryota; Metazoa; Nematoda; Chromadorea; Rhabditida; Trichostrongylidae.